AUGUGGAAAAUUGUCCAGGUGUGCUUCGUGCGCAAACUCCAGGAAGCUGCACUGAGAGCGUACUACAUCCCAGAUGAUCCUCAGGAAUACGAGCUCCAAACGUUUACCCAAGAUGCUCUCUACAGUGAUGACAUUAUUAACCGAAAUGGAGGCAGUAUGGAAAGCAAGAAUUUGUCAGUGUUCCGAGGUACAAUCCCCGAGGCAUGGGUACUACGUGCAAAGCCAAGAGAUUGUGAAAUAGUCAAAAUUUAUCCAGGAUGGUUAAAAUUUGGAGUAGCUUAUAUCUCCAUUCCUGUAAGUAUCAAGACAACAGUCAAAGCCAUUAUCCAGGAAGUCCUUUUGCAACUAGGACGACAGGAUGAAAAUAUUGAAGAUUUUGAAUUAGUUGAGGUACUUAUGGGUUGUAAACAGGUGCAAUGUGUGGUGCUUUCUCAACUGGAACUGAUGCUUAGCAGACUUCAAGAUAUUAGAAAGAUGCUUCCUGACCUUAACUUAUUGUUUGUUUCAGGUGCUGUUGUGCUGGAAUUCUCAUGUUUUGAUGAAGCAGAGAGGAUUUAUACACAAGUUAAAGAUACUACUGUCAAUGACAGACAACUCACAACAGUUAUAAUCCCAGUCAUUGAGGUCACACAGCUACCACAGGAUUCUUAUCCUCUCCUUCUCUUUGUUAAUCCAAAGAGUGGGGCCCUUAAAGGGCGAGAACUUCUGUACAGCUUCCGGAAGCUUCUGAAUCCCCAUCAGGUUUUUGACCUUUCUAAUGGAGGGCCUCUCUCUGGGCUGCAUACAUUCCGAGAGGUUCCGUAUUUCCGAAUAUUGGUUUGCGGAGGAGAUGGAACAGUUGGUUGGGUUCUGGGUGUGCUGGAGGAGAUUCGACACAAGCUGAACUGUCCAGUGCCUCCAGUUGCUGUGCUACCUUUAGGAACAGGCAAUGACCUAGCAAGGGUGUUACGCUGGGGACCUGGCUAUAGUGGUGAGGAUCCCUUCUCCAUUCUGGUUGCAGUUGAUGAAGCAGAAGAAGUCCUUAUGGAUCGUUGGACAAUCCUCCUUGAUGCUCAAGAAGUUGUUGAUGGCACAGAAAACGGUGUCCCUGAGCUGGAACCACCAAAGAUUGUACAAAUGAACAAUUAUUGUGGAAUUGGAAUUGAUGCAGAACUGAGUCUUGACUUCCAUCAAGCAAGGGAAGAAGAUCCAGACAAAUUCAAUAGCAGGUUUCAUAACAAAGGAGUUUAUGUAAAAGUUGGGUUGCAGAAGAUUAGUCACACACGUAGUCUGCACAAGGAUUUAAAGCUUCAAGUGGACGAUCAUGAAGUGGCACUUCCAAAUAUUGAAGGCCUUAUCUUUCUGAACAUUCCGAGCUGGGGAUCUGGAGCAGAUCUGUGGGGAUCUGACAGUGAUGGUCGUUUUGAAAAACCCCGAAUUGAUGAUGGGAUGCUGGAAGUAGUUGGUGUCACUGGUGUGGUACAUAUGGGCCAGGUGCAAAGUGGUUUACGGUCUGGAAUUCGUAUUGCACAGGGGACAUAUUUCCGAGUCACGCUGCUGAAAUCAAUUCCUGUACAAGUUGAUGGAGAGCCUUGGAUUCAGUCACCAGGACAUAUUAUAAUAUCUGCUGCUGGGCCAAAGGUUCAUAUGUUGAAAAAAUGUAAACAGAAGCAGAAGAAGCAAAUUGGGAGCUUCAAGGAUGUAAGAGCAGAGAGUCUGGUCAACUCAGAAACAGGCAACCGAGGAGUGAUAACAACAGUUUGGAAAGGACUUGCAGUGUGACCAUGAAAAUCAAGAGAUUAUUUGCUUAACCAUUUUAAGAUUGCAACAGUUUGCAAUUAAAUAUUUUUGACAUUCAUUUGCACAUCUUUGUAGCAGUGUCUGAUAUUGCAACAUUAGUGGCCUCAAACAGGUGCCAGAAUAACAGUUAAAUGAUUUAACCAAAACAUUCUUCCAUGUUCAGUAGGUUAACAGUAGAAUUGCUAUCAAAAUAACGGCCGAUAAACAGAGAGAUACUUUUUUUUAAUGUGCGGAAAAUGCCUUAAUGUUCCCAAGGGCCUAUUCUGAACUGAAGUUGACCUGAGUAUUGGCUUUCACUGUUGUCAGUUUCGAGCUCUCCUGACCUAUUCCACUUGCAUCAUUCAGCUAAAGAUAGACUCUGAAUGAGCAAACAUUGCAUUAGGGGCCAGGUACCAUGUGUAUUCCAAACUCUUACUGCUAAUCUCUUAUUUCAAAACAUUACCCAAAUUUUGGAUUAGUGUGUGAUCUAAUUCAGAUCCAGAUAUAAUCUCUUGAAAAAAGUUUAGAUUCCUACAAAUACUCACUGUUGACAUCUUUCAGUAGAAAGACAUUCCAAGUUAUUUACUUCUGAUUUUUUUUAAUGCAGAGAGCAGAUAUGUUUGAAUUUGUUAACACAGAAUAGUAUGGCUACAGAUUACUUUGAAAUAAAUAUUUUGAGAGAGAAAAUAGUUUAAUGCAAAGAGAAGUGACAGUUGUGGGUGAUAUAAAGUUCAGGGAAAUAUUGCAUUUAACAUGGAAACAGUGACAUAUUGGUUCCCUAUCUGUUUGGUCCAUACCAUUGUGAUUAGGCAUUAAAGUCAUCCUUCAAGAAAAUAGAUUUAACAUACGUUAUUCCACUGAUUCUAUAAAAUAUAAAUAAUCAAUAUAUUGGUGAAUUAACCUGGCAGUAUACUUGAACAGAAGUAUGCAGCCAACUUGCUCCUACUUCCUUGAGAAUUUCAGAUCUAAUUUAAUCAAACUAGUUUUUCUCUAAAGUUGCGUUUAGACGCACUAAUCAAGUUAAGUUGUUUCCCUAACCAGCUGUGUGCAAAAUAUUUUGAAUCUUAUCUGAGGAAUUUUUAUAAUUCUUUACAGCCAGUACCUCUCUUUGCCAUUUGCAUGUUACUGUACUAUAACAGGUAUUCGUGAAACGUGCCUUACGUUUUAAAUACAAUGCCAUUGUGUAAUAGUUAAAAGUAAUAUUUUACCUCAGGAAUUAAGUUGGGCAAUAUUAAUUUUCUCAUUAAGUGUUAAGCAUAGCUUUAUAAAAGCCAUAUAGUAUUUAUAUCAGCUGAGUGAAAUAAGCCAUUCAGAUCUGCUUCCUGAUUUGAAGAUUUUGUUAGUCACACAUUCACUAAGUGGAAACUUUGCUGGAUACUCAUGUCCUGAAUGGAAAUCACACUAAUUCUUUUACUGAAUGAGCAGCAGGUCCUUUGUUGAUAUUUUGUCCAGCUAAACCCAGUGUUAGUAUCCCAAAAGGUGACUAUUACUGAUAAUAAUAUUAUAUCUAAAAUAUUAAUAAUAUAUAAAGAUUGAUCUUACAAAUUGCAAUGUAUACUUGUAUGAGGCUGGCAGUAUCAAAAAUGAUGUUUUCAAAAAGCUAAUGUGACAAUUUUGGUUCUUUGAAAACUGUAAGCCAGUGAAGAGAAACAUUUAACUGAUGUAACAUCACAGGCUUUAAAUUUUGAUUUGUAUUAAUGCAUGCCACCCAGAUUGAGAAUAAAAUCUGUUUCGGGAGAUUUAAGCAUGAAUCUGUUGUAAUAAAUAUCACCACUAUCACAAUUGACAUUGUUAAACCUUUUAGGGAGAAAUGUAGGGGCCAUUAAACAAUCAUAUUGAAGAUGUAUAUUUUAAUAAUACAAUCCUGUUUAAUUCAGUUCACAUCAGACAGAACUAAAAUAACAUACUGCAUCUUACAACAAAUUUGACUUGUGUCUAGAUUCCUUAUUCACCUUAAUUUAAGUUUCUCUAGCUAUAGGAAAGACUAUGAUUAAGAAUAAAUUUCCAUUUAAGUUGGAUUCAGAAUGAACUGUGGUUUAAUUUUAAAGUUUGUACAUUUGAAUUCUUUCUUCAUUUUCGACUCACGUUGCUUCUACUUUUUCUAUGAACUGCCAUGUAUGUAGCUAAAUCAAUGAAAACUAAGUUCUUCGUUAGGUGUUACUGGAAUGAUUAAUCCUAAUUAGCAAUUCGCAGUAAAGCCAGUGUUUUACAAUUUUCCACGAGAAGAAUAUUACAAGAAAUUGACUCUUUCCUGUGAUAAAAGCCAGGUUUAGCAGUUCUUUUGAGCUGCAGUGCUUCUAUUGGCGAGAAACUGUAGUCAUUGGAAAAUAUGAACAUUUUUUGUUCCAAAGCGUUUACAUUUUAAAAUUCUACAGUUAUAUUUUGAUAAACAUGCGUUUUGAAAAAUAUUGGUUACAUAUUUGUACGUUUUGAUUUGACAAAAGCAAUUUUAUUUUGUUAUGCUGUUUAAUGUGGAUUGACAUGUACUAAUGUUUUCAGUUUCCUGGGAAUAAUACUUGUGUAGCAACUUUUUGUAGAUACACAAUGAUAUUGGUUUGCUAGUUUAUAGUACAGCACUUCAUGAAUCCAACACAUUUUUGUAACUACAUACUCACCAACUCUCAAUUUGAUUUUGGAGAUUGAGUAUUUACUUACCUCCUCAGUCUUUCAGGAUUUACACAUUUUUCUGGGUUAAAGGGGGAAAAAGUUUUUUAACUGGCAAAUUAAGAGAGGCAGCUAACACCUUGAGUUCAAACUAAAAAGCUUGGGGAUGGGCCUGUUUUUCAUUGAUAUCAAAGUUUGUAAUUACAACAACCAGCAACCUAGCUGACAGUUUUAACUUUGUGGUUGCUGAUUUCCUGGAUUGACCUAAACUUAGCAUUUUGUUUAUGACUUGAUUUAAAACAUCUGGGUAACAUCUGCCAACUUGACUCAUGAAUCAAUUAAAAAGCUUGAGAUUGAGACAGAGAGAGAGUUAGUAAAUCUUCCCUCAUCAAAAAUUCACACAUUUUUCCAAAUAUUGAUAUGACACUUCUGCAUCACUUUUAUUUUAGAAAAAUGACUCCCCUUCUCCAUAGCUAGAUGUAGCUUUACUGUUGUAAGAUGGCUACAUCACAAUGAAGUUUGUGUUUAUUAUGUUCAAGCAUUAAACAGUAAAUGUAAAACUAUGCUUCACUGUUGUAACUAGUACCAGAUACUGUUGUUCAAAAUUGAGAUUGUUUCCAUUGUAUCCCUAUACUUUUAAUGUGAUGCCAUAUUUUACAUAGAAGCUGUCAUAACUUAAUCAUCUGUCGGAUUCUGCAGGAUUAUAAAAAAGGUUAUUGAAAAGUUAAACAGAGCACAUCUCUAAUCAAAGUACUAUUGUUUUCCAUACACAGAUAGUUUUGGUGUCAGGUAAUGAAGUAUUUUAAACAGACAGCUGUCAGAUUGGUAGCAAAUUCAUUUUUGCUUUCUUAAACUGCUGAAAUCCAGUUUAAUGCGUUCAGUUGUUCAAACUUUUUCAGUUUGUAUGUUUUAAAUACCUGUUAAAAUAAGUGUGAGAUAUGGACAUACUUACUGUUUACUGGUGAUAAUUUUAUCCUUGUUUGGCUUAUGUAAUGUUAGCUUCAUAUAAUGUUAGUUUUCAAAUCUGUUUUGUAGACCAAAACCAUUGGGAAUGUUUCUUGUACAUAAUAUGUUGUGUUCAAUAUGGUUAAUAUACUGUACAAGUAUUGACUUCGUCAGAUUCUCCUCAUACUACUAUUAAUUGCUGUGACUUAGUGCUCUGUUAAUAUACAGCAGUGGUGUAUAUUUUGAUAUUAGAGUAAAUGGGUUACUGUUGUGUUUUUAAAAAAUUGCACUGUCAAAUAAUCAAUUAUUUUGAAUGUAAUUGUGUUCAGUGAAAAACCAAUGGAAAGAACAUUUUCAUCUAAAUAAAACUGGGAAUUAUGAAAUUA
Molecule: messenger RNA, 5693 nt
Organism: Rhincodon typus (whale shark)
Lineage: Eukaryota; Metazoa; Chordata; Chondrichthyes; Orectolobiformes; Rhincodontidae
Product: diacylglycerol kinase theta-like
Exons: 14
Coding region: 1-1761 (586 amino acids)
Biological process (GO): intracellular signal transduction; lipid phosphorylation; diacylglycerol metabolic process
Molecular function (GO): ATP-dependent diacylglycerol kinase activity
Source: RefSeq, a predicted model, not a curated record